GCGGGGACGUGUGAGUGUCUCCAGUGCGAUUUCCCCUUUCUCUCGCUCGUCUCAGAGCAGGUCUCCCUCAGCUCGCCGCCCCUCUGUGGGCGCCCCCUGCCGCCGUCCCCUCGGCGCAGCCUGGCUUCCUCAGAGCCCUCCAUCCCGCCUCCCCCAGAUUCCCGUGAGCGCACAGGCCGGCUCAUCCUCUUUUUUAGCCCAGGCGCCACUGUCUCACCUGGUGUUUGCAUCUAGCCCUCCAACUUUGCCAUUGGCAGCGGCGGCACGACGUGUGGGAGAGCCCUGAGGCUUGCCCGCCCGGACCAGCCUGCCCUAGCGCUGAGAGGAAAGGGUUAACUUUGCUGAGGAUGCAGAGAGAGGAGGAGAGAAGGAAGGUUAAAUCAGUGAGAACUUGAAUAAGUCACUCCACCACCCCCUGGGAACUCAGGUUACUCUUGUGGUUGGCAUAGCCCAGCAUGCAGUCUUGAGCCUGGCAUAGGCCACACCCACUCCGACUCUGGAUAACCUUCACAGAAGCUCAGAGAAGGCACUAAAUUGAUCUUAAGGUAUCUGAAUAACAUCUGUUCAUCAGGAAACCACCAGAGCUCCAGGGACCCGGGGGAGUCUCACUGUCAGUUCUGGCAGAAACCAGUAUGGCUAUUGCCUUGCAGCCCAGUGAUCUGGUCUUUGAGUUUGCAAGCAACGAGAUGGAUGAUAUCCACCAGCUCGAAGACCCUUCAGUGUUUCCAGCUGUCAUCGUGGAGCAGGUCCCUUAUCCUGAAUUACUGCAUCUCUACUCAGGAAUGGAUUUGGAUGAAGUCCACAAUGGCAUCAUAAGGGACAGGACUUUGUGCAUGGCACAGGAUCAGAUCCUAGAAGGCAGUAUUUUGCUGGCAGAUGACAAUGAGUCUACCUCUAAUAACGUGUCAUCCACGGAAGUCCUAUUCAAUGUGGAAACUCCCAACGAUGUCCUGGAUGAGAAGCAGAUCUUCAGCACUCCUGAAAUGCUUCCAGACUCAGACUCUGUUCAGACCAUCAGUCUCCCCAACUUCCUGUUUUCUGCCACUGAACCUGAUGACCAGAACAAGACAAAUGAUACUGGUAACCAGAAGGAGCAUUCUCUGGAGGAGAGGGUCUCCAGAGAGGAAAAUCCUAAGAAGCUUGAGAAGCCAAGAAAGAGAAACCGAAAGACAAAGCACAGCCGAAGUACCUCACCUGUCACUGACCCCAGUGUCCCCAUACGGAAGAAAUCCAAGGAUGGCAAAGGUAGCAACAUUUAUCUGUGGGAGUUCCUCCUGGCCCUUCUGCAAGACAGAAACACCUGCCCCAAGUACAUCAAGUGGACCCAGAGAGAAAAAGGCAUCUUCAAGUUGGUGGACUCCAAGGCUGUGUCCAAGCUGUGGGGCAAGCAGAAAAACAAGCCUGACAUGAACUAUGAGACCAUGGGGCGGGCCCUAAGGUACUUUAGCCAGGAUUCCUCUCUGGUAGUAAUAUCUGGAGGGACAAGAAGGAGAUUGGUAUACCAGUUUAAGGAAAUGCCUAAGGACUUGGUGGUGAUUGAGGAUGAGGAGGAGAGUACUGAAACACCGGAAGCACUUCCGCAGGCCUCCACACCCUCUACCAGUACUAUCCGGAAAGCCAGCUCCAGGGUCGGAACCAAAACUUCCCUCCAGGACAAGGGUAACCCUUCCCUGGAGAAAGCAACGGUUCAACACACAGGUCUCCAGCCAUCUGCAAGUCUCGAGUUAGGACUGUCUGUGGAUGAGGAGGUCCCCACUACCUCCACCAUGCUUGUCACUCCGCUACAGAGCCAGGCCAAGCUCACCAAAACUGUGAGUACUUCUUCAGUGCCCAGUAACAUCCACCUAGGAGUAACCCCAGUGGGGCCGGGCUCCACUGUCACUCUGCAGACCAUCCCUCUGACUACGGUGCUGACCAAUGGGCCUCCUGCCAGUACUACUGCUCCCACUCAACUUGUUCUCCAGAGUGUUCCACAGGUGUCAACAUUCAAGGACACGAUCACUUUGCAGGCUUCCUUCCCCCUCAAAACCAGUUUCCAGGAGAACCAGGUGUCAACCCAAGGGACCCCAUUGAUCCUCAGUGGCCUCUCCCAACUUCUGGCUGGGGCUAACCCUUCGAGCAACCCAGUACCAUCUCAGGUCUUAGGUGCUGGGUCAGCAGGGCCUAGCUCUCAACCCCCUGGGACUGUCAUUGCUGCCUUCAUCAGGACUGCUGGUGGUACAUCAGUGUCUGGGGUAAAGGAGGGGCCCUUUAGGUCUUCGUCAUAUGUGCAGGGUGUGGUUACAGGCCCCCCUGUGGAGGGGCUCUUCUUUCCUGAAGAGACCCUGAGAGAGCUCCUGAGAGAUCAGGCUCAUCUUCAGCCACUUCAGAGUCAGGUGCUUUCAAGGGGUUCCCAUAACCUGAGCCUUGUGGGGAACCAGACUUUAUCUUCCCCCAGCCGUCCCACUGUUGGGCUAACCCCAGUGGCUGAACUUGAGCUCUCAUCAGGCUCAGGGUCCCCAUUUGUAUCUGAGCCUAGUGUGACCACAUCUGGGAGCUUGCCGACCAGCUCCCCAACCCCAGCAGCCCCUUUCUCUCCAUUCAAUCCCACUUCCCUCAUUAAGAUGGAGCCCCAUGACAUAUAAACAAAGGGAACAAAAGUAUGGCUCACUAGGCAAAAUUGUGAAGCAUUUUCAUGUGGACUUAAGUAGUAUACCUGUCCUUACAUUUAGUGGGGUGUGAUACAUUUGAGUCUAAGUCCCCCAGGCCUGUUUGGGAUCACCAUGAUAAAAUUAUGCCCAGCUCAAGCAUUUCUGGCAUUAGACCAUAGCACUCCAAGAGCUCUUGGAAGGAUAAUUGGCUAACUUGGUGAUGGAGGGAAACCCACAGCCCGGAAGCAGCUUAUGGCCAGAGUUGGUCAGAGGCUUCAUGAGAAGAGUUAAGUCUGGUCAUACUUUGUUAUCCAUAUUCUUUACACAGGGAACUUCCCAUCCCAUAUGUGAAUACCUUCAGAUGUAUUUGUGUGCAUUUGUGGGUCUGUAGCUUCAUUUAUUUUGGGAGGAGAGGAUGUGGAUGUCAGGUCUUUAAGUUGUGUGUGUGUGUGUGUGUGUGUGUGUGUGUGUCCCAGCCCAUUCCUAGGUCAGCCACAGACAUGAGGCAGUUUUAAGAGAAAGCACUCUCUCUCUCUCUAUCUCUAUCUCUUGCCAGCCACAGUGCCAUUCUGAGACUAGAAGCUACCAGUUGGAUGCCACGCCCCACACCCAAGUCUGGAGAGAUGUCACAAAGCUGGAACAGGUCUAGGUAGGAGGGCUUCAAUGAGUGCACAUGGUGAGAGGACAUCACUAAGGGACCAGAGGCCACAAAUGUUAAAACCAAAACGGGAGGGAAAAGGAGCACACUUAGCCCUGGGAUCAAUUGCUUGACAUAGUCACCUUGCCAUCAGGCUAGAACCUGAAAUACUUUGCUAAAGGUUGUGAAGCAAAGCACUUUCCUGUAGUUAGCCCCAAUUAUGAAGUCCCUAGCCAGGCCUAAGCAGAUUGAAAGUUUGUGGCCAGGGCUUUUGGCUGUUGUUGAAAAAUCAGCCCUAUGCUUGACAAUAGUCUUUUUUGACACAGUGCUCUUCUUUUCCUAUCUUGAGUUCCCUUUUCAUUCUGUUUGUCCUGAAGUAUUCCACCUGCCAUGAAUUGCUGAGGCUACUGCAGUGGCAACCCAGCUUCAGCCAUACAAUCUUGCCCUCUCUCCCACUCUUUCCCUCUCACAGUGACUAUGAAAGACUUUAGGUGGACCAUUGCUUUUCAUUUCCAGCUACCACCUAACCCAACUCGUUCUUGACCAAGAUCAGGAGCGAACACACAUGAGUUCUUACAGCUUCUGUCAGCACACAACUCCUCGAUUCUCUCUUUUAUGUUUAUGCAAAGGGUUCUCCUAAUCUCUCUUAGCCAGUCUCUCAGCUGAGGGUCCCCAUCACCCUUCAUUGAAUCUACAUGCUUCUAUUCUACCAGGUUUAGUGGUAAUGCUUAGAGAUGGCAGGCCCAGAAGCAAGUCUAGCCUCCGGUAAAUUUGGUUAAUGUGAAUCAGUGCUCCAGGACCUUCACUAUGUCCUCUGUGCCAAAGCACCCACUUGAACUAACUACCUCCCUGGCUGGUCAUCAUCAUUCUCCCUUACUGUUCUCUCUCCUUUCCUGGGUGAAGGAACCAUCUGUUGCUAUGCAGGUGCAUUUGCGACAUUCUCAGCAAUUGGCACUGAAAUGUCUGUUCUAAGAAAAUCAGCUUGUGAUGACAAUAUCUUGAUGGCUAGAAGGAAGCAUCUUGAGAAAAGGUUACCACUGUUGUUGCUGUUGUUAUUGUAUUUGGGUUUUGGGAUCGUUUUUUGAGACUCUCGUUUAGCCCUUGUUGGCUCUGAACUUGCUAUGUUGGUGAAGAUGGCCAAUUUGCAUAUGGUUCAUCUCUGGUUCUCUUGACCCCACUUUGCAGAUGCUAGAAUUUCUGGUGUGUAUCACCAUGCCCAGUUCAUGUUGUUCUGUGGAUCAAACUGAGGACUUUGUGCAGGCUAGACAAGCACUCUUAUCAAUUGAGCUACAUCCUCAGCUCAACCAGUUUUAAUGAGCACAAAGGCACAGUGUGAGUUGAGAUGGCUCUGCAUCAACCUGGAAUCUAAUAUCUGCAUACACUUCCUAACCCCAAGGAAAUUAUCCUAAGGCUGUCAGCACUUCUGUAGUCAACUCAUCUUCUCCAUGGUUCUCAGUCCUUGUUAGCCGACACUUGCUGUGUCCUUCUAUACCUAUUGUGCUUUCUGUUUUCUGUGUGGGCUCCUUAUCAUCUCUUUAUGUCUGGGUGUUCUCCAAGGGUCCCACUAUGAUCAUGGGCCAGUUCUUUGAGAUAAGUUAAAUCCAGAACCUGCUUCUUUUAAGUACCUUGCUAGCUCUAGUGAUCUGCUUCUAUUAAUGAUGCCACCAUUUUCCUGACCUUUUAGACUGGAAAUCUCAGAGCUAUCUGGUGGCUAUAUGCUCUUGAGCCUGCCCCUCUUCGUCAUAUCCUGACAUCUGGCCUGUCUUCAUUCCCAGAGCCUCCAGCCUAACUCAUGCUGCUCACCUUCCUCUUUCCCAAUAUAUGUCAGUACCCUGUCCAUUGUGACUUCUUAGUACUUCCCAUCUGGCAGACCACUUUCUAUAUCAUUCCUCUGCUAAAAACCCUUCAGUGAGUCCUUGCCUGCAUGUAGGGCCAGUAUGUAAAAUAUUCAUCCUUCAUUCUUUUCUAGAGACCUAUCAAUAACCCUUUAGUUUUUAAAUAAGGACACUGCCCAAGAGGCCCUAAAGGAAGUGGGGAGCACUUGGAGAGCUGUGAGCAGUAAUUCUAGAAAGAUCUAAAGUUUGGUAUCAGCCUCACCAGGAAACAGCUCCAACUCGGUGGCCCUUCCCUAUUGGGUCCUGUCAAUUUUUUCCACCCCACCCCACUCCAAGGUACUAUACUCUGAAAGAAUUUGAUGGUCUUUGAACUUGUUCCUGCCAUAAAUUCCCACCUGUGCCUUUUCUUUUCUGGGUUCUGUUCAGCCAAAAUGCUCUAUCCUCUUACUAACAACUAAAAAUUGUGUCUUUAGAUUGAAUUUGGCAGAAACAGCCAGUUUCUAAGUUUAAUUCUUAAACUUGUAACUGCCACAUGAUGGACAGGUAAUUAUAAACAGCCUGUGACAUCUCUAUUGUAAUCACAAACUGUUACUUAGAUCUUAAGUGUAGAUCUGUACCUUGAGGGGUAGGCAUCACUGUGUCACCCACAAAACUGGGCACACAUUGACGAAAAUGCGCAUCAAUGACUAGUUACUGAUUGAUCUGAUGGGAUCUGGGUACCAAAAUUUGAGGCAGGUGACCUCUCUGUCCUCCUCUCUUCUCAGGCAGUUACCCCAGGUGCUUCAAUGCCCAGGGCAUGCCAUUCCUGUCCCAGUGUCCCCACGGUACACCUUGUUCCCUGUCUUAACACCCAGGAUAUGUAUUACUUUGAACAUCCUCUCUAAUCCUAAAAGAUGCCUUCCUGUCCCGUUUCUUUCCUGCACAGCGUGUUAAAUAGGUAACCAGUUAACUGACCCUGCUGACAAGAGUUAUGGAAGAGGUUAGAGGAGAACCUCAGGAGACAGAUUUACUCUAACCAGAGGCAGGUGGCAGCAAUACCCCUGCUUUUGUGAUGCCAAAUGGAGUCAGGAGUCAAGUGAUGAUCCACACCUUCCUGCGGGAUAUGUGAUUCCCUCUCCCUGGCUCCCACAGCACUUUGUAUAUACCUCUUACUGUAGCACAUUGUAUGUAGUUCAUUGAUUGUGUUUAUAUUUCCCCUCCAAUAGACUGUGAGCUCCUCAAGAGCAGGGGCUGUGUGCUAGUCAGUGAUGUAUCCCCAGCACCUAGCCACAGUGCCUGACACACAGUAGGUGCUCAAUAAAUGUUUAUUGAAAGGAUGAA
Psammomys obesus (fat sand rat) is the source of this 6422-nucleotide messenger RNA. RefSeq names its product E74 like ETS transcription factor 4 (gene Elf4). NCBI's taxonomy places the organism in Eukaryota, Metazoa, Chordata, Mammalia, Rodentia, Muridae. Gene Ontology annotation, biological process: cell differentiation; regulation of transcription by RNA polymerase II. The coding region runs from base 633 to 2624 and encodes 663 amino acids. Gene Ontology annotation, cellular component: nucleus. The transcript has 10 exons. Gene Ontology annotation, molecular function: DNA-binding transcription factor activity, RNA polymerase II-specific; sequence-specific DNA binding. The record is from RefSeq and is a predicted model, not a curated record.